Messenger RNA from Cimex lectularius (bed bug), 2166 nucleotides. It is a transcript of the gene Lapsyn, whose product is annotated as biglycan. The record is from RefSeq and is a predicted model, not a curated record. The coding region runs from base 414 to 1385 and encodes 323 amino acids. Gene Ontology annotation, molecular function: protein binding. Lineage: Eukaryota; Metazoa; Arthropoda; Insecta; Hemiptera; Cimicidae. The transcript has 5 exons.
GCAUCUGUGCAAGCGUCUGAGAUUCUUUUGUCGAGGAUUGAGGAGGGGCGAACGUGCUGGCUGCCAGGUUUGACCUCGGUCCUCGACGGACGGCCCGGUGCCGGCUCCCAUGCCCCAAGCGCAAGUGGAGGGGCUCACAGCUUACCAGUCACCACUCGGUAGUUCUUCCAGGUCGGUCGUGCUCUGAACGGCUUCAUCACCUCUCAUCCGUAUUUGACGUUUACCCAAGUUCGUGUUAUAUGUGAAAGUCAUGUAACCUUUCGUGGAAAAAGAUCAAAAUGCUAUUUGACUGUUCCACAAUUUGUGUCACAGCUCGUGUCCAUUGUUGACUCGUCAUUUUUAUCCGUUGAGUGAAGAAAGGUGAUUGUCGUCCGUGAUCGCCGUGCUCCGAGGGAGAGCCGUAAACCAUAAAAAUGGAUUACCUGUUUUUAUGUUUAUCCCUCAUCCCUCUGAUUAUGAUGCACACGACCGACUCGGCAGCCAACCCUGUCCAGGCAAAAUGCACCAAAAAAUUAACGAGGAGGAUGAAAAGCGCAGACUGCAGUGAUCUUAAAUUAGUCAGCAUACCUUACUUAACGAGUGACAUUGAAGUGCUCGAUGCUUCUACAAAUAGGAUAAGAAAAUUGAAAAAUGACAGCUUUGUGCAUUUGACAUCUCUUAAAUUCUUGUACUUAUCAGAUAACGCUAUUACUUCCAUCGAGGCAGGUGCAUUUUCCCCGCUGCAGGAUCUCGAGGCUCUAGAUCUCACAUUAAACGCUAUUCGGGAUUUACCACCAUUAUUGCCUACUUCUUUAAGAAGGUUGUAUCUGUCUGAAAACCCUUUACAGACAGUACCUCUUCAAAAUGCUGUGUCACUUGAGUAUGUUUCAUUGGCGAAUUGUGAACUGAAUUCCUUGCCUUACCUCGGGAUUCUGCCACAACUGCUGCAAAUCAAUCUUACUGGGAACGCAAUCGAAAGCCUUUUUGUGGAACAACUUGCAGCCUUCUGUCAUCUUGAAACUCUUGAGAUUCCGACCUCUCUUCUCAAUUCAAAAUACACUUCAUCAUGUGAAUGUGUUCGUGUACACUCUUGGGCUAUAAACAAUUCAAUUUAUAUGAUUCCCUUGCUGAAUUGUUCAGUAGCAAAUGAAACUGAGUGUUUCACAAAUACAAGUUCACUUGUAAAUGAAGCGUUCUCAUCGUGCCAACUUGCAUAUCAGCAAAUUGCAACCUCACGCUGGAUCAUCAGUAUAAUUGGAGCCGUUGUUGUGUUGUUGUUGGUUAUCGUACUUGUCUUAUUAUGGAGACGAAAGUUGAGUCGAUCACGGGCCCCUGUACCUCAACCGAGUCAGGAAGAAGUUCGAAAGCGACAACUUUUGAAAAAGUCGACGAGACUGAAAUUUUGACAAAAAGAGUCACUUGUAUAAAACCAAGUUUACAGACUGAAAACUUUAUCCACUGUUCUCUGUCAAUUUUGCACUUUAAACCUUACUUCUUUUACCAUUUAUAAUUUAUAAAUGUUCUUAUCUGUUUAGAAAAAAAUUCAAAUUGACUGUUUUUAAUUUUUUUAAAAGAUUUAUUUAUUAGAAUGAAAAUUUAAAUUAAAAAUGAAAGUUUGAGAAUUAUUUUAAACAAUUUUGUUUAAAUUAUUAUACUCGCCUUGUUAAAUUUGGUUACGGUUAGGAAAAACCUACUUAAUUUCUGUAACUGUAUAUAAAAGAUCAUAUGUGUUAUAUAUUUCUGGCACAUAUUUUUUGUACUUAGUUUAUGUAAUACUGUACUUUAGAAAUGUUACAAUUUUAUUAGUAUUGUCUAAACCAUUUAAUGUACUAGAAUGUUUAGUUGUCCAUUAUUUCGGUUUUUUUUAUGUAUUCAUACAAUAAAAAAAAGUAUUUUUUAAAUUGUUUAUAAUAAUAUGCAAGUUGAGCACAUUUUGUUAGCUAAUAUUGUAAAUUUGUAAAUAAUUAUGAAAUUAAAUUGUUUAUUGUGUAAGAUAAGUUGUGGAUAGAACUGUUCAAUGUAUUUAAAUAUUGUUUUAAAUCUAAAAACAUCUGAAAUACAAAGUGUUCUUUUUCCUAAAAAUUGAUGUUAUAUUAUUAUGUACAUGAGAGUUUUUAGAGAUUCUGCUGGUUUAUUUACAUCUUUAGUAACUUAUUGUGAUAAUAAAAAAUAUUCAAAAUUGCCUAA